UUUUCAUGCAUCGGAAUUGAUGACGCCCCUGGUAUCCAGCUAUGGGGUGUUGCUGGCUGCUCCGUCGAUGCCUGGCCCGCAUCCGGCAGGUUGCCGGCCUCCUGUUACGGCUGACUUCCCAACCUUGUGCACUGGAGGAUUCCAUUCGCCGGCGGUUGGUCGAAGCCUGGGUGGCUGCAGAGAGGAGUUCGAUCACCUUCAGCUUGAAACUGCAGAGAGGCACUGGAGACAACCAGGCAGAUUUGAUCGUCUCCUCCCGCGAAAGGGCCCUGGAACCCGCCAAGUUCCAUGGGGCCAGACUCCGAAAGGAGCAUUACCGCAAUGGUGGGGUGGCGCGCUCACGCUUCGUGCUUUGUGAUGAUGAGGACGAAGGGAAACUGCUGGCGGUCUUUGGAUUGUUUGGGCACUUCGCAGAAGGCGCCCCCUUCAUGCAACUGGCCGGGAGCUUUUCGGAGACCAGCGACCUUCUGGAUCGCUGCGAAGAUUGGACCGUGGUCUCCACCCAGCCCGUGUUGAUCGAGGUUCCGGAGGAGGUCCGGCAGGAGGCCGCGCGCAUUGCACGCAUCAAGGCGGAUGAGCUCUGGGGUCUUCAAAUGCUUGGAGACGGCAACAUGCGCAACUUUGUGCUGAGGAGCACCAGCUCCAUUACAGAUCCGAAGGAGCUGCGCAUGAACCUGUACAUAGACAGCUUUGCUGCAUCCACCAAAGCCGCUCAUCUCACAGGUGGCGGUUUGGAGCUGUGCGAUUUGCUUGGGCGGUGCCGAGGCGGGCGCCUCGGUGCGGCAGUUGCCGUGUGGGCAUUGCUUCCAUGGCGACUGCAUCAAGGCUUGGCUCCGGCGCGGGCGGCAGUGUCCGCUGGGCCGCUGUGGUGUGCCUCAGGAAGCCCGGGCAGCUGUGCGCAAGCUCAUGGAGUUUCGCGUGCCUGAAGAAGGUGCGUGGCCGACGCUGCCGCCAGAUGUGGUGAAACAGGACAUCGGAGGCCCACAGCGUGUUGGGCCGCCGGGGCGCUUGCCACACCUGAGGUCCAACUCAGGCUGGAAGCGGUUCCGUGCCAAAGAUUUCAAUGCUGGAAUCCUGGUGCAGCGCCUUUGUUGAACGCCACAGGGCAAGCAAGUACCAGGUGACGGAUGAGGAUGCCGUUGGCUUGACCCCUGCAGCCGUGCAGAGACCCCCCAUGGCUGGCCACCAGGGGGCACGCCAAGCAGGACCUCUCUCUCUCUCUCGCACGCGCUAGUUCUAGAAGAAGCAGUUCGGAGAUGCCGAAGUUGCGUGUUUCUGC
Molecule: messenger RNA, 1279 nt
Organism: Durusdinium trenchii
Lineage: Eukaryota; Dinophyceae; Suessiales; Symbiodiniaceae
Source: the annotation of a GenBank genome assembly